AAAUGUAUACAGGUUUGUAACAACAUGAGAGUGAGUAAAUGAUGGCCGAAUUUUAAUUUUUGGGUAAACUAUUCUUACAACUAUUAAAUGUUUAUUUUUAGUGGCAUCUAGUGGUGAGAUUGCAAAUUGCAAUCAAUCUCAAUUUCGAAACGCAAUAAGAAGCUAUGGCCAGAGGACAAACAUGUUGUUGUCGAAGACAAGACAAUGUAGGGAUGAAGUGCACUUUGUAGACCAGUGUUGGACAUUAAUCCUGGAGAGCCACAGUCCUGCCAAGCUGGAGCUAAACCUUGUAGGACAGUGGCCCUCCAGGACCAGGAAUGGCCACUCCUGGUUUAGAGCUACUAUGAAAACAUGACAGCAACUUUAAUGUAAGGCUGUGUAUAUGUAAUAAUAAUCAAUACAGUUCAUUAUGUAAGGUUUUAAUAAACCACUGAUAAAGUUAUGUGUAGGCCUAUUAUAUUGCAUUUCUGUCAAGAGAUCCUUCUAAAAGUUACACAAUAGGCCUUUAAAUUUAUGUCUAUUUUGAUUUGUCAGUGGAUAUUGCCACCCACAAUUAACAUCAUUAUAAACAGAAGUAUCGACAUGUUUCUGCAAGAAAAUAAAACGUAACUAUAUAAUCUUCUGAAACAGACCUGUCAACAUUUAUAGUGGUUUGAGGAAGUAUUAAAACAGUGUGUUAUUAUGUCAGUUCUACUGUGUUGUAAAAUAGAAUGGGAUUUCCCACCUGUUUUAUUGCUAACAUUGUGUUACUAUAGAAAACAACAGGUGGGAAAACACACAUAGCAACAGCAGUAAAGCAGAUUGAAAUCUUCAUAGUCAGAUCACAAUAAUGCAUCCUAACAAUUCAUAAACACUUUUCAAGUUUUAAAUAUGCAUAAUGUUAGACUAUAGCCAUAACAAUUAGCUUUGUAUAAAAAUAUAAGUCUGUAUGUAUGUCCUUAUUAAGAUGACAAAGUAAAGAUGUAUGAUAUUUGUAUGGUUAUAUUAUACUUUUGGGGUACAUGUGUUUCAGGUGUACAACAAUGUUAUGUGGACAAUGUUUUUCUCACAAUCUAGGAAAACUUCUUGACAUUUACUACAAUGUGAGAACACCACUACGGUUCCCACAAUUCAAACAGCUGAAUAAACAUUACUAAAUGAUGUGUACUGUAACUAAAAUGUGUAAAGAUCCUAACAUGAUUCUGUGCGGGUUAGGUUUACUGGUAUAGAUUGAAUUAGCUCACUAAAAUCAGAGUUGAUGGAAAGUUCUUGUAAUGAUAAUACCAACAUAUGUGUGUUGUGUGUGAAUGGGGGUGAUGAAACCUCAUUGGCUUGGCAAGAUCUGCUUCCUUAAAGAGUCUGAAGAUGCCAUUUGGGGAGCCUAUAUAAACCCAUCUAAUGUUAUAGCUUCACACUUGUUCUUUGUAAACUCCUGUGAACGUCCUGUUGCAAGCUGAAAGGUGACAUCUCACCCCUCCUCCACCUACAGGAGUCUUCACCCUGACCAGGGUCAUCACAAAGAAACGGCAAGAUGUCUGAGAAAAAGAUGACAUCCAGCCGUAGGCACCAUCUGAAGAGCUUGUUGCUUCAGAUUGCCCACGAUAUUUUAGAGGAAGAGGCAGCUCAGGCGGAGCAGGAAAAAGAGACAUACAUGCAGGAGAACUGCCCUGCACUUUCACUGCCUGGAAGCUCGCAAGAACUCCAGGAACUGUGUAAGAAGCUGCAUCAUCAGAUUGAUGUCAUUGAUGAACAAAGAUACGACAUGGAGAGCAAAGUGGCCAAAUCAAACAAGGAGAUUGAGGAUUUGAAGAUAAAGAUUCAAGACCUAAAGGGUAAAUUCAAGAAGCCCGUUCUGAAGAAAGUGCGCAUGUCUGCUGAUGCCAUGCUGCAGGCACUGCUGGGCUCGAAACACAAAGUGUCCCUGGACUUAAGAGCCAACCUUAAACAGGUCAAGAAAGAGGUUAAAGAGGAGGAGAAAGAGGCAGUGGGUGACUGGCGUAAGAACAUUGAGGAUAAGGCUGGUAUGGAUGGCAGAAAGAAGAUGUUUGAGUCCGAGGCCUAAAUCUCAACAAUUGCACAUUGGAUUUAUUUGGUUAAUGUAUGUGGUCUUCAGGGUUUUGAGGGAUAAAACAUGUCAAAUUCCUUCAUAUGAUGUAAUACUGUUAAAGAUGGUUUAUACUGGUAUGUAUGAGGGGGGUUUAAUGUAUGUGAGGGUUGGAUUUUGUAACUGAUGCUUUAAUAUCUAAAUUUAUCUAGUUUUGUUUUCCCAAAAUUAAAUAAUUAGAAUUACUACUAAAUUAUUGCAUAAUAUAUUGACAUAGAUCAGUAAAACCUAUUAAAAAAACUUAUUCUGAAAAACUAAGAAUUAUAAAAGGGAUUUGAUCAAAAGAAAUAAAUAACACAUGACUGUGAGUCAAAA
Paramisgurnus dabryanus is the source of this 2398-nucleotide messenger RNA. RefSeq names its product troponin I, fast skeletal muscle. Gene Ontology annotation, biological process: skeletal muscle contraction; cardiac muscle contraction. NCBI's taxonomy places the organism in Eukaryota, Metazoa, Chordata, Actinopteri, Cypriniformes, Cobitidae. The record is from RefSeq and is a predicted model, not a curated record. Gene Ontology annotation, cellular component: troponin complex.